Pelobates cultripes (western spadefoot toad) is the source of this 31257-nucleotide messenger RNA. The record is from the annotation of a GenBank genome assembly. Lineage: Eukaryota; Metazoa; Chordata; Amphibia; Anura; Pelobatidae.
ACUUAAUCGUGUCGGACUCUUCUGGCGGAAUUGGUGCCCAUGUGGAUGAGCUGAGCCUUGAUAAGUGUGGAUCAGAAGCAGGUAGAGGGAUAGCGUUAUUUGUGGUCUUUUAAUGUUAGUUGAGGAUGGUUAAUACUUGCAUACUAGCACAUUUAGUGUAUAAUGAUGGGCUGUAACCUGCAUAGUACUCUGUGUUAUUCCUACAUAUCCAGGGCUAUUAUAAUGCAUGCUAUGAUAAUGUGUGGCUGGGGGCUUUAUAAUAUAUCAUUUGUUUGUUCUGGGACUUUAUACUAAUGAGCAGCCAACAAUAUCUCAUAAAUAAAAUAGUCUCCACAAUCACAUUUAAAAAAAAUAAAAAUAAAUAAAAAUAAUUUUUUAAAUUUUUUUUUAAUCAUAAAGGUUUGAUCUCGAUAAAGUGCUCAGCAUUGACAGAGCUGCUUUAAAUUCACUAAAAUCGAGCGUUCCGUAAACUAAACCCAAAAUAUCAGAGGCAGCCAGGAUUAAAGGAGUAGUGUUUAUUUUAAGAUAUUUUGCACAACCCAAUGGCUAUCUAAAAGUAAACUAUGGAUUUCAUUUUGUGUUUUGUUAUUUUAUAUGGGACGUGUGAAGGCAUUGUGGUGUUCCGAUACAUUUACAAAUCCUAUAUAAUUUUCUCUCUGUGACUAGAGCCAGAGAUAGGCAACCUUCGGCACUCCAGAUGUUGUGGACUACAUCCCCUUUAAUGCUCUUACACCCAUAAAGCUGACAAAGCGUCAUGGGAGGUGUAAUCCAAAACAUCUGGAGUGCUGAAGGUUGCCUAUGCCUGACCAUAGAUGGAAUAUCUCAUUUCUGUUAACUAUACAGAGGGAAAACGUAUUUAUAUAAUAUUUAGAAUUUUUUUUUUUUUUAAAUCUGAUUUUACUGGAUUUGUGAAUUACCAGAUAGUUGACUCUAACAUUAUGGAGCUACAGUUUAUCCUGUUUUAACCAUGCUCCGCAGCCUGCAAAAGUGGUUAUGGUUAACCUGCCUCUGUUGGCGGUCAUUCUGCCUUCAGCCACGUGAGGUGAUUUUAGCUGAAAUAGUGGUGUAAAACACGAAUAUUUCAAUAAGAUGGUCGAAACUAUCAGAUUGGUGCAGUGUUUUACUGCGCAUGCACACUAAACCCCCCAACGUUUUCCUAUGGGAAAGUAUUUGAUUGGUUGAGAUCAUCAAUCUCUAUGAUCUCAGCCAAAGAGGUGCAGCAGUAUGUCAGGCACCAGUACUGCAAGGAAGAAAUGGUUAGUAAACUCACCUUUUUAACUCUGGUGACAGGGGCCCGGUCACCUAAUCGGCAACUAGUGCACUAUAGCAUUAGGAAUACACAUUUUGUAUUCCUAACACUAAAGUUCUCCUUUAAUUCAUUGGUAGUCCCUGAUCUGUUUUUAUCAAUAUCUGUUUUGUCCCUACUUGGACAACAUUAGUUGACUGAAAGUGUCAGCUGCGUAAUACAUUUUGCUUUAAUACGGAAUAGCACUUUUCCCUUUUUUACAAGACACUUUUUUGUGUAUGAUGUGAAAAAAGGUUGCAGCUUGGUAUAGGAAAAGGCAGAUGGCAGAGGAGUGCUCUAAAAUUUUUAUAUAUUUGCUGCAGAAUGGUUACAGAAGAGAAGUUAGAUUAGGGCUGUCAAACUGUUGACUGCAAAUUCAUUUAUUUAGUGACAACUAUCUUGAUCCUUGUCCAGCUGUAGAACCUAACUGGUCUGAAGCAUCUUAGCACUGGAAGUGAUAAGGUUGGACAAUACUAACUGCAAUUGCUCACCAAAAGGAAAAUGUCUCCCCGUGAAAGCGGUUAAAUUAGAUUAUUUUCAGAGGGGUAGGGUAGACUUUGUUUUUCAGUAGACAGGUCAUGUUUGCCCAAAUUACCUAGGUCCCAAAAGUGCCUGCGCUGCAUUUGGCUUCUUAUUCUGGAGAAGCAGUAUGUUAACUCUGAGCUAAGCACGGCCUGAGACCGAGCUUUAUACACUGUCUGGGAGUGCUCAGGGGUGCUAUCUGUAUUCUCCAGAUAGCAAUAAGUUGUCAAACCUUUCUUAAAUUGUUUUUCAAACUACUCUGGGAGGGUACCGCUGGGCUGUGAAAUAGAGGGGUAAAAGUUACAUGCUUGGGCUUUUAAAUGAAAAACACCUGUGAUGCUUUGGCUGUCAAUUUUAUAGAAAUUGUCACAAUAGCAUGUCAUCAGACCCAUUCUGUUGGAAGAUUGUGAUUGGCUGGUAGUAUUUCCAGGUCAAUACUAAUGCUUCUCUUGUUCCUCAUUACGUUUGCUGCAUAGGUUCUUGUAUAUCGUUGGAUGUGGAUCCUCUGCACCCAUAACCUCAUUAUUCUAAAUUAAAGAAAAAAGCAAUACCAUGUUUUAAUGCAAACCGUAUGUUUUUUUUUUUUUUCUCAGUGUAUCCACAGAGGCAGACACCAACUACUACUCAACCAUGGAGGAUAUGAAAGAAAAAAAGAAACAUCGGAAGAAAAACAGUGGACCCAAAGCAAACAAAAAGCGUAAUCGGCAAGAGGGUGAAGGAAUUACAGAAGAAGAUGCCAGGAAAAGAAAUCCUAAAGCCUUUACAGUGCAGUCUGCUGUACGCAUGGCAAAGAAUUUCCAUAGGUAAUACAUUACACCCAUCCUUUAGUUAUUUUUUUUAAAAUCAAUAUUCUGUGCUUAAAUUGCAGAAUCCAUGGACAUCUUUGCUUCUAAAACACACAUUUAUAUGUUUCAUGUCCUGCAUUUUCACUCCUCUAAUUUCCGUUCUUACUACGUUUUCUCUAUUUAUUGUCUGUGAUCUGGGCUAGAUAAAUCUUCUGCCUUGUUAACGACCUGAAUCUACUUGUAACACAGCCAUUGUUCUUGUUUUAUGAUGCACAUCUUGUUGAAUUUAUUUUUCCCCAGUAAUAGUUUAAAGAAUUAUUAAAGACCAUGAAUAUGAUUUGCAUUUUUAUAGCCAAUGGAUUGUUUUCUUCCUAGGACGCAGGAUUUGAAGACCAGGAAACAUCACAUACCAGUGGUAGAUCGCACACCUCUUGAACCUCCACCUGUGGUUGUGGUGGUUGUUGGGCCUCCAAAAGUUGGGAAGAGCACCUUAAUCCGUUGCCUCAUUAAAAAUUUUACCAAGCAGAAGCUUACAGAGAUCCGAGGACCGGUGACUAUUGUGUCAGGUAAGAUGGCAACAAUCAAAAACUUUUUAAAAACGUGUGUGAACGACUCUUCAGUCUAACAGCAGACAUUUUAAACAGGUUCUAUGACCAAUGCAUAGUGCCUUAUUUUUAGAUUUUAAAUUUAAAAUAUGUAUUGCUUUCUCUUAAAACUUUAAUUUCUGCAGGAAAGAAGCGUCGUCUAACCAUCAUAGAAUGUGGAUGUGACAUCAACACAAUGAUAGAUCUGGCUAAAGUUGCUGACUUGGUAAGAGAGUGUAUCUAUAUAAUUACCUUUCUAGGCUUUCUCUUACUUCCAUUGUCAAGGUGGUGAGAUGUGUACAGAAUGAUAUGACUGACAUGGCAAGGGUGCCAUUCUGUUUCACAUCAGCUAUAGCUAACUAAAACAAAUAGAUUUCAGUUGUGUGUUUGUUACUGUUUUUUUUUAUUAUUUUUAAGAAAUAUUUACGCCAUUCUUUUAAUACAAAGUGUUAAUUUCACAAUAUAUUUGUCCGGUUAUGAGUAUUACUUGUGUGCAAUUCCCAUCUUUGGAUAAAUAAUCAUAAUCGUCAAAAUGUAUGCAUUAAAGGCAUACUCCAGGCACCCAGACCACUUCUGACCAUUGGAGUGGUCUGGAUGCAAACUCCCACUACCCUUAACCCUGCAAGCGUAAUUAUUGCAAUUUUCAUAAACUGCAAUAUUUACCAUGCAGGGUUAAGUCCUCCUCUAGUGGCUGUCUAUCAAACAGCCACUAGAGGGACUUCCGUGUUCUUAGAACACGAAAAGUAUUUUAAGCAACGCUGGACGUCCUUGCGCUAUGUGAGGACCUCCAUCGUCCCAGAAAUCCCCGUAGGAAAGCAUUGAAUAAUGCUUUCCUAUGGGGAGCUCUAAUGCGCGUGUGCGGCCAUUGCCGAGCAUUAGGUCUCCCCCGCCGGCGGGGGAGGGGAGUAGGCGGAGCCUGACCAGUGCAGAGGGACUCCGGUAAGUCCCUGAAGGGGUUUUAACCCCUUCAGCAACUUGGGAAUAUGGGGUGGGAGGGAUAGGGGCAUUAGAGAGUCCUGCAGUGCCAGGAAAAUGAAUGUUUUCCUGGCACUGGAGAAUUCCUUUAAGUGUCCUUUAUGCUGAGAUUCCUUAAAAUAUAUUUAGACGUACCGGCCGGUGGGCGGGAUCAGUCUCGCCCACUGGCCGAUGCAGUCAGAAGGAGGAGCGGCGCGGAGGGAGAAGCAGCGACGUGGGACAUCGUCGCUGCCUCAGGUAAGUUACUCAAGGGGUUUUCACCCCUUCAGCAACCGGGGAUUGGGGGGUUGGAGGGAGAGGGGACCUGCAGUGCCAGGAAAACGGAUUGUUUUCCUGGCACUGGAGUUUCCCUUUAAUAAAUUGGUGGUAGCUGAAGGUGACGCAACAAAGGAAAACAUAUUAGAGAUCUGUUGGUUGUAGUAGUAGUGUGUACGUAUGUAGGCACCAGAGGUUUCAGUGAAAGUUGUUCUUUAAAGGUAUGUGUAGUGCCAGUGAACAAUCUCUCUUAACUCUAGUAAUUAGAAAAUUGUUCAUUAUCUCUUGGAUUACAGUUGGUGUAGCCGGUGUGCUCUCAUCAAUGUAAAAAUAUUCUGUAUUCUGAUUUUACAGUGUGUAUAUGCUUAUGAAACUUUACACUUUCUAACACAGGUCCUGAUGCUGAUAGAUGCAAGUUUUGGUUUUGAGAUGGAAACAUUUGAGUACUUAAACAUCUGUCAGGUGCAUGGUUUUCCUAAAAUCAUGGGUGUUCUUACGCAUUUGGACUCUUUCAAGAACAACAAGCAACUGCGCAAGGUCAAGAAAAGGUUAAAGCACAGAUUCUGGACAGAGGUCUAUCAGGUGAGGGACUCUGCCAUUCAGUAUAUACCAAGGUACCUUACCGGUUAAGUAGCCUUGCCCACGGAGUCAAACUGUUUGCAACAAACAUAUGUGGUGAAAUUGUCAAAUGAACUAAAGUAAUGUACCUUCUUACCCUUCUUACUGUGCAGGGAGCCAAGCUUUUUUAUUUAUCUGGGAUGGUGUAUUCUGAAUACCAGAAACAAGAAAUACGUAAUCUAGGAAGGUUUAUUUCUGUCAUGAAGUUCCGGCCUCUGAUAUGGCAAACUUCCCACCCGUACGUUCUGGCAGACAGGUGAGAUUAUCCUUCCUUCUACUUUGCACUAGAAAAGUUGAACCAUGUUCUUAACUCUUGUGAAUCUGUAAAAUGUUCUCUUUGAUGCAAUAAUGGUUAUGACGUAAGUAGUAUCAUUGACCCCUUUCUCAGUAGUGGCCCCCUUUCUCAGCAGUGGAACAAACCAAUUAUUAACGGUUUUCACUCUUACCUAGUCCUGCCAGGUGUCAGCUUUCCUCUAUGUUUGGAUGUGACCCCAUCCAGCGUCUGCGGAGCCGGCUGCCAAUCCUGCUGGCCAUUCAUUGGCUGAGAGUGUCAGUUGACAGUUUUCAGCCAAUAUUUGCUAUUCUGUGCAUAAUAAUAUGUUUAGAAUUGGCAUUAGCCUCUUGGAAGGCUUGAGAAUAAAUAUUUUGAAUUUUUUUCGAUACAUAUUUGAAUCCUGUGCUUUAAACAGAUGUUCUGACUAUUCUCUGCUAUUAUUUUCUUGUCUGACGUUGAAUUGUUCUGGGUGUAGUUUUCUGACCAUAUAGCAUUUAUAUAAUAACAAAUUUAAUAUCCAAAUCAUAUACAUUUAGGGAUAUCUUGUGGAAUAUAAUAUAUGAUCCAGUUAUUGGUGCUUGGGCAGAUAUAGAGAGAUAGGGUUGUACAUAUAAGUGUAAUAUAUAGAUACAUAAAGCUUUGAUUCUGUAUAAGAAAUGUAAAAAAUAUACACCUGGAAUUGUGUUUAAAAAAAUAAAUAAAUGUAAACACUCAAAUCCAGAGCUUAUCAUUCUGAGCUAUGGAAAUUAUGGAACAAGAUUCAGUCUGAAAUAUCUAGCAGGGUUUUAUGGGAUAGAUAAUUUAUCCCCAAAGAGCAGUUAGUCAUCACAUACGCCUAAUAAACUGAUAGCAGUCAUGCCACAGCUACUACCAGUUUAUACACAGCCGAGUUUGCUGUUUAUUAAACUGAGAUUUGUCUUACUAUCGGCUGAGCCAUGGACUGCAAAGGUGCUGUCCAAGGCUAGUCUCCCUCCCUUUCUUUUAGCGUGAGACCUCGAGUGUGGGUGGCAUGCCCAUGACGCACACACACUACAGGGACAUUGACACUGGCAUCCUGGAACCACCUCGGACUGACUUAUAGUUGCAGUGAGAAUGGGUUCAUGGCACUCUGAGCACCACGCACUUUACAUAAUGCAAAGUACUUAUAUUGUGUAGACUGACGCUUUAAAAGUAACCUGUCCCUUUCAAAAGCAGAAAAGAGCUUCCACAACGCAUGUUAGCAGCCCCCGGCCCGCCGCAUGGCGCAGCCGUGCCUGACCGGCAUAACCUCGACGAUAUUGCGAGCUUACCUGCGAGCCUCUGAAACGUUCCGCCGCGUCUUCUGUGUGUUGCGCCCAAAUCAAAGAUGGCGCUGACCAUGUGGUCGCUCACACCACAAGCGCCGCACCUCAAAUUUAUACGGACGUGAGCAUGACGUCACAACGUCAACGCAAACGCACGUUCUGGGGUCAGAGGUCGCACUCUGACCAAUCAGAGCCCAGAGAGGGAUAUUUAACUCCCUAAUUCACUCCAGUUUCUUGCCCUGUCGUGGUUUCCUGUUCCUGGUUCCCAAGAAUGCGUUUAUCUUUGUGAAUAUUACUUCCUGGUAUCCUGAUCUUGGCUUUUCCCUGGUUAUUCCGAAUUCUGGUUCCACUGACUUGGCUUGUUUUAACGGUAUCUGAGUAUUUCUGGCUUCCUUGACCUCGGCUUUCCCUUUGACCAUUCUCUAUCUCUAGCGUAUUAGCCAUUCUAAGGUCCGGUUUACGCUCUGUCCUUUUAUUUCCUUUCCUUUUUUUAUGUAUAUGUUUACAUAGUUUCUGCGUGUUGGACCACACUAGCAGCCGUGACAGCGGCUUUGGCUAGAGCAGUAAUAGGCAAUCUCCGGCACUCCAGAUGUUGUGGACUAUAUCUUCUCCGAUAUUUUGACAGCAUUAAGGCUUUGAAAGCAUUAUGGAAGAUGUAGUCCACAACAUCUGUGUGCCGGAGGUUGUCUGCCCCUGCGCUAGGGAAUAUAGGAACAAAGUGACUGAUGUCACUCUGUUCAGAAGCCAAUUUGUACGUGUUAUGAAGUUCAGAAGAGACCGGGCGGUGUGGGCAGACUGGAAAUGGAUGUUACAGAACAGGAAAACCCACCUCUGCAAGGAAAAUGCGUUGCAGGAAUUGAGAGUCGGACAAGUCCUGACAGAUGCCAUGAUAUGCCUUCAUCUGUCAUCAGUUUACUUCAGUAUGAAGCUUGCAUGGUAACCUGACCAGUGCUUGUCACUACAUUGUUUCUACAGUGAGAGAUUGUUUGCUUAUGUUAGCAGUCAUCUGUAGCAGUGAGGGAUACAAGUGUACCAAUGUGGUAGUGAUGGGAAGUGACCUGUAAUCUGACUGAGUAUUUAGCACUACUCUGGAAUGAUGUCAGGAGGUGCCUUUAGACUGAUCAGCUGGGGUUCUGCAGAACACCAAUUGGGGUUCCGCCAAAAGUUUAAACAAUAAAAUGGCCGCUGGGGGUGAGGGAGUAGUAAGCAGUGAUCGCCCGUCCAGCUCCCUCGGGCGCACAGCAGUGAUGCUGGAGCCGGAAUAUGUCACUCCGGCAUCACUAAGAGGCGCACGAGGGAGCUGAGCAGAGAGAUCACUGCUCCGUCACAUGCCAGCUGCUCAGCAGCCCCACUGGACCCCAGGGACUGCAAGCUCAGCAGCACAUUGGACCCCAGGGACUCCAUGCCAACACUUCUAAAGGUAGGGGGGCUGGGUGGAGUAGAAUGUAAAAGAAAAUUGUAUGUGUGUCUGUUAGAGAGUUUGUAUAUGUUUGUGUGUCUGUCAAAGAGUAUAUGUGUGUUUGUCAGUGAGUGUGUGAGUGUAUGUGUUUGUCAGUGAGAAUGUAUCUGUUCUUGUCAGUGAGAGUGUAAAUGUGCUUGUUUGUGUCUCUGUCAACGAGUAUGUAUGUUUGUCAGUGUGUGUAUGUGUCACUGUGUGUAUCCAAGUGUAUGUGUGUGUCAGUGUGUAUCUGUGUGCCAGUGUGUGUAUCUGUUUGUCAGAUACAUAUACAUACACAGAGAUACACACUGGCGCAAACAAACACAGACACACACACCUUGACACACACACACACACACACACACACACACACAGUGUGUCAAGGUGUGCCACUAUGUGCCAGUGUGUGUGUAUCUCUGUCAGAUAUAUAUAUAUACACACAUACACACAUUGACACAUACAAGCACAGUUAUAAACACCUUGACACACACUGGCACAUACAAAAAACUUCACAAAUGUUGAUACACUAUGUCAAAGGGUUCCACGGGAAAAAUUAAUUGGGAGCCCCUGAUCUUGGCCAUCUCAUUGAUAGCUUAGGGAGCACUUAGUUAUCACCUAAAAUACUUCAGCAAGCUGGAAUUUAGAGGUCUGGAGUGUUCGUUUAAUAUGGCAAAUUUCUCUGUAUAUUCACAGUAUACACAACCUGCAAACAAAAUUAUGUUUCACAAUGCACAAAUCUAAUAUAAAAGUAAAAAAAUUAUGUAAUUGAGAAAUAACAUUGUAAGUAUAUGGAACAUAUAUAAACCGUUUUUGUUGUGACAAUAGUCUUUCUUGUAUGUCUCAUUACAGUUGGUGUUUGUGUUUUCCUGUCUUAUCUGUAUUAUUUCCUUUUAAUCCCUUUAUCCUAGUCUGUCUCCUGCCUCCACACUUAAACAUGGCUUAAAUUGAUUAGCUGUGCACCCCCUGCUGUUUGUCCUGAUAGUCUUUGAUAUCUUUGACUCUUUGGUUUUUAGAUGAAUAGACUUCUCUUUCUUUAAUAUAGUGCAAGUGUCACAUAUUGUUCAGUUUAGGCCAAGAACAUUUUUUGACUUUGUGUGUUUUUUUUUUUUUUUUUAACUACGAUUAUUUUUAGUAACCUUUUAAUAUUUUUAUUUUCUGUUUAAUUAUAAUAUUCUUUGUAGCCACAUAUAUUGUGUGUGUGUGUGUGUGUGUGUUUACACACACACACACACAUAUACAUACGAGAUGUUGAAAAGAUGUUGAAAAGAGCACUCCAGAGGAUUUGUUUAACAAGCUUUAUAUGUGAUUCAAAAUGAUCAACGUUUCAACCCAAGAGGUCUUUGUCAAGAUUUUUUUUUUUUUUUUUUUUUUUUAAGACUUUUGUGGACAGUUGUAUGUCAGAUGGAUAAGUAAAAAUGUUGACGUUUUGUUAACCUUUAAAAGAUAAUUGCUUUUGCAUAGGAAUUAUUGUUUAGCCUAUGCAUUUCAGUCAUCCAAAAAUACAACCCCGCAAACCAUUUGAUACGGAGUGGGGUUUUUAUUCUGCUUACAAGUAAUGCAACAUAAAAAUGUGUAUUUUGCAUGUCUCAAAAAGCGACACGCAUAAAAUUAAGAGAAACACAAUUUUAAGUAAUAACAAGGACUUUGGGAGUGGCUGGAGAAGUGCCUCGGUAGGGGAUGUAUGCGUGUAUAACUAAAUAUUAACUAAAACAUCUGUAAAGGAAUGGAAAUCAAGAAGUAGCAGAGUAGGUUUAUGCACUUUAUUCCACCAGCUUAGAUUUAUUUUCCCUUCUUAGGAUGGAAGACCUGACCAAUCCAGAAGAUUUAAGACUGAAUCCAAAGUGCGACCGAAAAGUUUCGUUGUAUGGGUAUCUGCGGGGGGCAUAUCUGAAAAAUAAAAGCCAGGUUCAUAUUCCAGGUUUGUUCCAUGUCCAAUCUUGUCAUUACUCAUUUCGAUCAUUCUUAAUAGGAUCCCAAUAAAUUACAAAAGGCAUUGACUCAUACGGGGGUAGGCAAUGUUCGUCACUUCAGAUGUUGUUUACUACAUUUCCCUUAAUGCUCUUAAAGCCAUAAUGCUGGCAAAGCAUCAGGGGAGAUCUAGUCCACAAGAUCUGGAGGGCAAAAAGUUGCCUACCCUUGGGCUAGUAUUUAAUCUUUAAGGUAGUUGUAUGUGGGAAAAAAUAUCUUUUUUUGUAAAUAAACGCUUUAUUUUUAAGAGGACUUAUUGAAUUAACAGGACUUAAGUCUGGUUCACUACUUUGCUUGAUUUCGUUGAUAUAAUAAAAUCCUGAAAACUUACACUGUUGUUGUUAUUUGGAAUCUUUAAACUUGUUAUAAUUUACUACUCACAUGGGAUGAAUCCGUUCAGUGCAUAGAAUCCUUCAGAAUUCAUCUUGUAGAAGUCUGCUCAGUAAACGGAGUUAUGGUGUGUUGAUAACCAAAUUGCAGAAUGUCUGUCACUCAGAGAAGAUUUUUUUUGGCAGUCAAAAAUUGGAACCACAUUGUCCACUCGCCUCUACUUACUGUUUACUUAAUAAACCAGAGAAUGGAUUUUUUUUUUUUUUAAAUUUAUUUCUAAAUGUCCUUUUUGUAGGAGUUGGGGAUUUUGCUUUGGAUGAUGUUAGCUUCCUGCCAGAUCCCUGUCCACUUCCCAAUCAGCAGAAGAAGCGAUCUCUGAAUGAAAGAGAGAAGAUGAUUUAUGCUCCACUUUCAGGUGUCGGAGGUGUUGUGUAUGAUAAAGAUGCUGUGUACAUAGACCUGAGCGCAAAUCAUGUCCAGCAAGAGCAACAGGUAAAGAAACAGCACAAAUUUAGUGCUGAUAUAGAAGUUAUUUUGUGCAGUAGCUUUUUAUAGGUUUACCAUUAAUGUGUAGGUAGGAUAAACUGCACAAGCCUGUCAUAGGAGGAAAUAGUGAGAUGAUUCACUGAAAUAGAGUAGAGAAGUAUUUACUAAAUUUAGUAUUGUGUAGAAUUAAUGAAGGUAUUGUAAAGUUUAGUCUGUUAUAAACCUUUUUUCUAGUGAGACAAGCAAUUUUGUCCAUAUAAUAUUUGUGUUACCCAGAUUAGGAUUGUUAUCCCCAUUAGAAUGUAUUUUUUUUUUUAUGUUCAUGUUAGAGAAGCUUUAACGGAAAUGUUCACAAACCGCUUGAGUGACAAGCUUAGCCAUCACUGCUCAAGUAUGUACCAUGUCAGAAUGACAUAUACAGUCUAGACCCCUAAUUUUACCCCAAAAAACUGGGAAAACUUAUUGACUCGAGUAAAUUACUAGGGUGGGAAAUGCAGCAGCUACUGGUAAAUUACUAAAUAAAAUUAGAUCCCCCCCCAAAAUUAUAUUAAUUGAAUAUUAUUUACGGUGUGUAUAUAAUGAAUGCAGUGUGUGUAUAGAAUGCAGUGUGUGUGUGUGUGAGUGCAGUGUGUGAUGCAGAGCCUUGGUGGGGGAGUGGGCAUUUUUUAAUUUUUUUUAUUAUAUAUAAUAUAAUAUUAAUAUUUUUUUUAUUUAUAUUUAUUUUCAUUCCCCCUCCCUGCUUGUUAGCUGGCCAGGGAGGGGGGCUCUCAUUCCCUGGUGGUCCAGUGGAUGGGCUGUGUAGGAGGGGGGCUGGCAGCGAGCUGUAACUUACCUUUCCUGCAGCUCCUGUCAGCUCCCUUCUCUCUCCUCCGUUCCGGUCAGCUCCCUUCUCCACUGUAAGUCUCGCGGCUGCGCGGAGCGUUCCCCGUUGCUCUCGUGAGAUUUACAGUGGAGCUGACAGGGGAGCUGACCGGACCGGAGGAGAGAGAAGGGAGCUGACAGGAGCUGCAGGAAAGGUAAGUUACAGCUCUCUGCCAGCCCCCAACAGGACUGCCGGGCUUGUAAUGAGCCCGGCGGUCUUGGUCUGUAUUAUGGCAAUGUAAAUUGCCAUAGUGCAGACAUUAACUAGAGUAUAAGUUGAGUGGGGGUUUUUCAGCACGAAAAAUGUGCUGAAAAACUCGACUUAUACUCGAAUAUAUACGGUAGUUGUAAUUUCUGCUGUUUUUUUAUUUUUUUGCAGCGAGCCAAAAAACCUUCCCAUGAGCUGGUUCAAAGCCUUAUUUCCACCAAUGUCACCAUUGAUUCAAAGAUGUCUACUAGCAAAGUAUCUCUUUUUACAAACUCCAAACCCUUGGCUGUGGAGGAUGUUGAAAAGAAAGCGUAAGUCCCUUAAUUUGUACUAUCAUGCUUAUGUUAGUGACCUGUAAUAGCAUAUUUAUUAUUACUGCUUUUAAUUCUAUUAAUAUUCAUUUUGUUUCCAUGGAUGUUUUCAUCCUUCUGUCUCCAUCAGGUUUGUGAUGCCAACAGAAGAAAAAGUAUUGGAGGAUGGCCGAAUUAGGCGAAAAGCAGUCUUUAAAGAUGGAGAAUCUGGAGAAAAUGAUGAGGAGGAGGAGGAGGAUGGGGAGGAGGAUGGUGAGGAUGGUGAGGAGGAGGAGGAGGAUGGUGAGGAUGAGGAAGAGGGAACAGAUAAUGAUGACAAUGAAGAAGAUAAUGAGGUUUCAGAACACACGGAAGAGGACCUAGGAGAAAGUGAAGAAGAAGAUACACCUGCAAAACUGUCCCCAGGUCCAAGAGCUUCUAAACGACCUAAAAUAGAGAAACAUGUUGUAAAGCCCACUGUGGAGAUGCCUGCUUUUGCAGAUAGUGAUGAUGAUCUGGAGCAUAGUGAUGAUGAAGAAGAGGGAAGUGAAGAGGAGGAGGUUGAUAGUGAAAGUGAGGAAGAUAAUUCAGUUAGUGAAGGAGAGAGUGAAGAGAAUACUAUACAGAGGAAAUGUAGCACAAAAAAGGCAAGAAAGCUCACUGAUAAGAAAUCUGCUCAAGCACUGGACAGUGGGAAUUGCACCGGAGAGGAUGCAGUGUCGUCUUCUGAAGAUGCAGAGCAAAUGGACACAGAUGACACGGCUUCUGAAGAGGAACAGGCUGAUGACAGUGAACCUGGGGACACUAGUGAAGAAGAAAGUGGUGGUGAGGAAGAUUUGCUAAAAGAUGAGGAUGAGGACUUGGAUGAAGGUGGCGACAUAUCUUCUGAUACAGUCGGUGAGUUCUUUGCCUAACACCCAUUUCUCUAAAGAGGGGAUGUUUAUGUAUUUUAGUAGUAUAGACAAAAUAAUGCCUCUUAAUGAGAAUAAAAAAAUUUGAACAUUUUCAACUAUUUUCCAGGUGCACUUAAGUGGAAAGAAGAUCUGAAAAAAAAAGCAGCAGAAGUUUUCCUCCGACAGCAGUCCACCCCUAAUAUCCGCAAACUUGUAUAUGGCACAGGUAUGUGUUUAAGUGUAUUCAUCUAGGCUUUGUAGAUUUGGAAUAAGUAAAUAUGGACUAGGUUAAGGAAAGGACUCUUAAACACCUCUAACUAUUUAGUUACGUUUUAUUGGGGAAUGUGGAAAUGUGCAAAAUCUUUGAAAUAAAAAUGUCAAUUCCAUUCUGUAACAGAUCGUACUAAAAGUCCAACACAUUUUCCUGGUUAGAGCUGCCAUGAUAGGUACCUGACAUAGAAAUGUAAAAUAACUCAGUCCAUUUGUAUUUAAGUACCAUAGUAAUGGUUUGUUUUUUCUUACAGUGGCUGAAGAGGAAGAAGAAAAGGAACGUGGAGAUGAUGCGCUGGGAGGUUUAUUUCAUGUCAAUCGUCCUGACAAAGAAUCCAGAAGAGCUGCUAAUGCACUUGACUGCUCCAAAUUUGUGGCUGACAGUACCCAGGACUGGGAUCUAGAAGAGGUAUCACAGCUAAGAAAUUGUUGACUGUCAGAUUUAUUAUAACUGCAAUGUAAAGAAAAAUAGUCCACUUCAAUACAUUUCCUGUCCUUUUAUUCAGGUGCACAGUAGAUGAAUAUAACCAUAUCCAAUAUUACAAGAUCCAUGUUAUUGAUGCCUAGUGGAGUCUGUUGAAGCCCAGUACAUGACCACCUUCUUCCAUUCUGGCUAAAGCCAUUAGAAUAUGUUAAAAGAAUGCUCCAGUGCCCAAUUACAAAAAUAUAAAAUCCCCUUUUAGCAAAUAUACCCCCAGUGAAACCAUGCCUGUAUUUAAUUGUUUUUUUUGAUUGGUGGUAUAUGUGGAUCUGCUGCCCUUGCAGGCUAUCCUAUGUCCAAUCACAGACUUUUCAAUACAGCUUUAUGAAAAGUCUUUGCAAGGCAGGUGCUCUGGGCAAUUAUCUGUCUCUUGAGUUUUGCUCUACUUAGCAAAAGUACCCGUAUGUAACGGGACUGGUUAUUUGAAAGCCUGAGGGGUGUUAAUUUAAUGAAAACAAAAGAGAGAACACACUGUUCACACACAAAACAGUUGAGCAAGCUAAAGUGAUUUAGUUGUUUGGAGUGUUCACUUAAGUCUGUGUAUGUUGCCAUGUAUACAUAGAGCUUUAUAAUGCAACUCUCUUUCCCCAAGACUUUAUCUUUAGAACCAACCUGAUCGGUAUGGAGACAGUGGCACAGUAACAUAUAGAAAUAGGGAAAAAGAAUCUAAACAUUCUUACCAAAUGGUUCUUGGAAGGUGGGAUCUCUCCCCACCAAAAACCAAACACUAAGACAGAUAUCUACAAUCAGAGGUGGCAUAAUAGUAAUUUCUUUGUUGUAGUAAAACAUGAAAAGUUCACAUGUAGGGGCAUUGCACAGGGUGAGAGGGAGUGCCUUAUCAGCACAAAACGCGUUAAGCGUCUUUACUGUGGGGAUCUCCUUCCCCUCUGCACCAUGAGAACUUUUAUGGUCUACUUUUGAUUUAUUACAAUAAAGGUACACGUUUUUACUCCUCCUGACUCUGUGUACCUGUCCUUCAAUCCAAAGCAGAGUCCAGGCACUCAAGUUGUUGUAUUAGUAGGAGAUUUACUAGAACAGAGCUACAGGCAAUUUUCAACUCCAUAAUGGAGUCUUUAUCAAGUCACAAAGUCCCCAACCAAAAAUAUAUAUUUAUAUAAUUCAAAGUGUUAGAGUGUUCUGUUGUAUCGGACACUCCGCUAAGAGAAAGUGGAAAUGACGUAUUGUCAAAACCACGUUCCAGAAGUCAGAAGCCAGACUGCAAAAACCGCCACAUCGAUCGCAACCCAUGACUACAUACAAAAGCCCUGGUAACUGUCUAGACAUGUUUGAAUGCAGUUGUGCAACUUUCAAGUCCAAACAAAAAUGAAAACAACAUAUAAUCAAUCCAGAAACAUAAAGUGACAUUUUCAUACAGUUUUGUUUUUAUGUGCCUCGUAUAGGUCAUGGACUGCAUCAGAGAUUGCUUUGUCACCGGAAAAUGGGAAGCAGACAAAGAUGCUGAAAAACUGCUGCAAGAAGAUGGUGAGUGUGUGUGUUAAAGAGGAAUGACAGUUUGUUAAAUAUUUUGUGAUCAUUAUCAAAACCUUGUUACCGGGUGGUUGGGUACACUUUAAAAAAAAAACAAAAAAACCCCGACAUAUUACACAAAUAGAUGACAGCACCACAAAUCUAAAGGAACUGUACACGCACACUGCUUCAAUGUGUAUUAACCAGUCCUAUGAAUGUAGAUUUGUCGUUUGGCUUAUUUGACACCGUAAGUAAUUUACACAAUGACUUUUUGUCAGAACAUGAAUACAUAGCAAUAAAGGAUUUGGAGGUCCGUGACUAAAAUGGGGAUUUGUUAAUGAAUGAUAUAAAGGAAUUUAAUGACAUAAAUGCCUAUACUGGGGGAUAUUUUUUUUUUUUUUCAUUUUCUUUCAACUAAGCUGUGAUUUUGUAUUUGUUGCAAUUUAUUGUUUUUGUUUGUAAACCCCUUUUGUCAGACAUGGCUGUCUAAAUGUAUUUGGUUUACCUUUUUGCUAAAAUAAUGUUGGUCAUAGCGAACAGUGAAAUAUCAACACAUUACAAGACGUACAACUGAAAAAUUGUGUCUUUGGUUGUUGCCCUGAAUAAAUCUGAACAUUUACAAUCCUAGCCAAUAAUCUUCUUACAUAAUUCCAGAGGAGGUUUAUGGAGAUUUUGAAGAUUUGGAGACCGGGAAGGUGCACAAAGGCAAGCCUGAAUCGGAAGAAGACGACGAGGUAUGUGUGAAAACACUUUGCAUCUAUUCCUCUACAGCAGCAAACGACCAAAUCCAUUCCUGCUGUUCGAUAAUAUGAACAAUAAGAAUGUCACAGCCUUCAAAUAUGAGUAACCUAAAGUUUAGAGGACUGACAUGCAGGACAGGCUCUUACACAGAGUGUGUGUGUGUGUGUGUGUGUGUGUGUGUGUGUGUGUGUGUGUGUAUAUAUAUAUAUACGCACGCACGCUCUUCACCUUCCCCCACCCCCCUCCAAAAACAGAUACAUUAAGAUUGUACCAAUAAUAACACAGAACUCUGAGACAGAGGGGUAAAUCCUUAUGGCUGUGCCCCUUCCUGGUCAGAUUGUGUGAAAGCUACAGUCAAAAAGAAACUAGCUGACAACGAUUAAGGGGAGAUGACUAAUCUCAUAAAUCCCAGCCAGCCAGAUAAUGUUGGGGACAGUAUAGCUAAGUUUUUAGCACAUAUUCAGAAAAAAGAGCUUGUACAAAACUGAAAAAAAAAAGGAGAGAACCUCCAGAAACCAAAAAAAUCAAGACUGUAUCAAUAAUACCAUGAAACUAUAUUAGACAGAGGGGCAAAUGCUUACGCCAAUGCCCCCUGUUGUUGGUCAGAUUAUAUGAAAGCUACAGUUAGACUAACAAUUAAAAAUGUAAAAAUGAAAGUGAAAAUAUCAAAAUUUUGACAUUUUGUUUGAUUUUAGAAAAAUUGAUCAUGGUAUAUAAAAAAAACAAACACCAAAAAGGAUUUGCUGUGCAUACAUAAUAGAUGAAUGUCUAGGUUACUCAUUGUACUCUUAUAGCAAUAGAAAGUGUAACUACAAAAAUGCUUAUAAUGAGUAUUUCUCAUUCAAGCCUUUGGGCAAUACGGUAUCCAAAGUUCUGAUCGAGAAUAGUUCCCUUUGUAAUAGUAGUCGCUUGCGGUCAGCACCACAUCGAAUUGGAGGGAUGUGGUCAAUUGCUCUGAUUUUCAAAGUCAGUAUUCGAUGUUUCAGUUCCAGAAAGCAUUUAGCUACAGGUAGUUUUGAACUUUGGUCCCUGUAAGCAAUUCUGAUACUUGAACAGUGAUUUCUGAUCCUUUCUCGUAGUGGGAGAUCUGUUUUGCCUACUUAAACUAAGCUACAGGGGCAUAUGAGUUUUAUACACCACGUAAUCCCUGGUGCAAGUCAGUCUGUCUAAAAGUGAAUUAUCUGCCAGUAUGUGGAUGGGAAAAUGUUUUUGCUGGGUGUUAUUGGUCUAAAAGUAAUGCAACCUAAACAUCUGUAGCAGCCCACAUUGUGAAAUCAUUUUUUGUUUAGAUAUAACAAUGUAUGGGAUAGGUUUACACCAGCAAGUCUAUUAAAUUCUCACCCCUCCGGUAACACAUCAUGGGUUGUUCAUGGAAUUGUUUUGGCAGUUUGGUGUUGUUUUUAAGUCUUCGCCAAUUCUUGUCAGUCGUCUUCUUGAAUUGUUGGAGUAAGUAGUAGGAAAGACCAAAUGAUUAGUAUUCUUAAUUGAAGAUUGAGUUACUAUAUUGCAUUUCUCUAAAGCUCAUUGAAGCACCUUGUUACUGUACCCCCUGGCCUUAAACUUCUCCCACAUCUCUUACAUUAGUAGGAUUAGAGUUCUUCCUUAUGACGAUGAGAUAUUGCCAGUAUGGGAGUGAAACUUUAAAGGACCACUAUAGGAAACCAGACCACUUCAGCUCAAUGAAGUGGUCUGGGUGCCAGGUAUCCCGGUAGUUUUAACCCUGCAGCUGAAAACAUAACAGUUUCAUAGAAACUGCUAUGUUUACACUGCAGGGUUAAUCCAGCCUCUAGUGGAUGUCUCCCUGACAGCCACUAGAGAAUGAUUACGUGAUAUACAUGGACUAAAUUGCACUUAUUUGACGCUGGACGUCCUCAUGGAGUCCAGUGCCAAAAAAGAUCCCCGUAGGAAAGCAAUGAGUAAUGCUUUCCUAUGGGUAGGUUUGAAUGCGCGACCCCCUCUGGCCGCGCAUGCGCCUUCGGCUCCACUUGAGAGUUGAUGUCGAUGGAGGAGCUCAGCGCUGGAAUAAGGUAAGCAAAUAAAUGGUUACUUAACCAUUUAUUCGCCGCGGAAAGGCAUCAGUAUAUGGGAUUCCCCAAAUAUAUACAUGUUUCCAUUAGCGUACAGGGGGUGUCUUAGCAAGGAAUAAUAGCAGAGUAGUGUGAGGAAUUAUUCAAAACUGUGGGCAUAGCCUCAAUCCCUUCAUUGUGGGGAAUGAUUGUAUAUAGACUUUUUACGUCACAGGUGAAAAAUAGGACAAAGUGUCUGGUAAUAUAAGCCCUCUGUGAAGAACCAAUUGGGGGUGUCUUUAAUGCACGAUUCUCAGCUGAGACUAUAGAUCUCCCCGGUGGUUUUGUGCAGUGUUUAUGGAUCUUGGGUAGAAUGUAUAUACUAGGAGACCUUGGAUUUUAUUUGAUUUUAGAAGAUCUUGAUAGAGGUCCUGUGUGAUGUAGUCAGCAUCUAGGCCUUGUUGUAAAGUGGUCUGAAAGUUGUGUAUCAUGUCAGAGGGUAGGUUUAUUUGGGAUAAUAGUUCAUUCUGGUAAUCCUCAUAAUUAAGAACAAUUCCCCCACCUUUGUCUGCUGGUCUAAUUACCGUUUUUGGAUCUUUUGCCAAAUUCUCGAUGAUAGAUCUUUCUUUCUUUGAUAUGUUUGUGAAAAAGUUUACUUUGUUGUUCAAGUAUGUGGCUGACUCAUGUUUCACUGCUCUCAGGAAUGUUAUAAGAGAAGAUUGAGAAAAAUAAAGUUGACCCACUACCGAAUCAAUCUGAACUAUUAAAUCACUUUAUAUCAGCCUUAAUAUUCAUAAAAUAUUAUCUAGGUGCUUAGAUGCCCCUGUACUUUGCCUCUGUGCUUCGUCAAAUGUAAUAACCAAAGUAUGAAAAAUGCAUCAACCAGGCAAUUAGGGAUUUUUUUUUAUAUAUAUAUAUAUAUAUAUAUAUAUAUAUAUAUAUAUAUAUUUUUUUUUUUUUAAUACAUUUGUAGAAUUCUGUACGUGCUUGCACAAUUUCUAUUUCCUUAUGUAUUCUUAAACAGUUUGACUAGUUGUUCUGAGUGGGCUUCAGGGCACUCCUGGCAUAAUAACCAUUACAGGGAACUGUGGUGGUUAUGGUGCGUGGGGUGUUCCUUUAAAGCUCAGGCUUAUUUAUCAAGUGAUCAUGUAUAAAGCUGGUUUUGUUUUAAAUUCAUUUCAAACAAAUCACAGAAUUCUCUUGCAGACGGUUUUCCUGUUUGAAUUUUUUUCAGUUCUCUCUGCCUUAACUAGGAAUAAUUUAUAUUUUAUCUUUCCAUUUUAAAAUAUUUAGAAUGAAGAUGAGAAUGAAGGUAAAGGGGUGGAAGCACCAGCAGACGAAGAUGAGCACAAGAAGCGUCUGGAUAAGAAGCGAAAGCUGAAAGAAAGAUUUGACAUGCAGUAUGACGGUGGGGAUGAUGAUGCCACGUACUUUGAUGACCUCAAGGGAGAGAUGCAAAAGCAGGCAGAGGUCAGCAUUAAUAGAACACCCAACAGUAAAUGAUACUUUUCACGAAUACAUACCCUUUCUACUAUACUUGUACAAAUAGUCCUCACUAAUAACUGAAACCUCUUUAUGAAAUGAUUUGUUGCAUAAGCAUAGUACAGAAAGAACUUUAAUGAAAAAGCAAAGAGAGAGUGUCAGGCUGGAGUGUGGCGUAACCCCUAAAUAACACACCUUACAAACCAAAAAAGAGAGAAAAAUGGAAAGAACCAGGCCUACGGUAUAUAAAACAUAACUUUCAAAUAUAAAUAUAAAACAUAAUAAAUGGGAGUUUCGGGUACAGUCCUAAAGGUAUCUAUCGGAAAAGAAUCUACAUAUAUUAUGGGAAAGUGUAUAUCAAAGGACUAAUCAGUAGAUAAGACCCUAUAAGCAGUAGAAGACAUAAAGGUGAAAGAUGGACAAAAAGAAAAUAUUAAAUGUUUUCUAAUAAUAUACAUCAUAGAAUGUUUGUUUUUCUGUCAAUGCUAGGGUCUCCUUUGACUGUACUGAGACAUUCCAAUGCAGAAUGCAGGGUUCCAUUUGGAACCACAAUCAAUUUGACCUUAUUUUGUAAAAUAAAGCUUAACUGCAAAAUAGAUAUUGAGAUUUUUAGAAUGACCCAAUUGGAUUUUCUUUCUCAUAUUCCCCUCCCCCCACCAUUUUGGUUUAUAUAUUGUUAUGGUUUUCCUCAUUUUGCCCACACUUGUUUUUUUUUAUUGUGAAUUACAAAAAGAAACCAUGGGGUUCCUUAUUUUGUGCUGCUGGAUUUGCUAUGAAACAUCUGUCGGAAUCCAAAAUCACCUUACAAAGAUGGACAGAGCUUUGUUGUAAUAAACCAAGAAAAGCUGAUGAAUGAGGAUGUGGUAUGACGGGUACAGCAUGAUGUACAAUUCUCACCAUCUAGACAGAAAAUUUAUAUAAAAAUUUAAAACCAGUUCCUAAAUAAUUUAAUGGAGUUUAAAGGAGGUUAGUCACAGGCCUGUUGACCGUUCUGCUUUCAAUCUUUGUGUUUUUUAUUCGAAACAUUUAUAGUUGAACCGUGCAGAAUUUGAAGACCAGGAAGAUGAAAUCCGUGUGCAGUAUGAGGGAUACCGGCCAGGCAUGUACCUCCGACUUGAAAUCGAAAGUGUUCCCUGCGAGUUUGUGAUCAACUUUGACCCCCACUACCCAAUGAUCCUCGGUGGGCUGGGCAACAGUGAAGGGAACGUUGGAUACAUCCAGGUCAGAAAAAUGAAAGUGGAAAAAAGUUUUUAAGAAUGUAUUUGAAUGAAUAUGAAUUGAGUGAAUAGGUAAAAUGGUAAUAUUGUAGUACAGAAAUGAGAAAGCAGGAAGAACCUGCCUUAUGGAUUCAUCCUGCUACUUUUAAACACUUCAGAGUCUUGCUCUAGAGCAGGGAUAGGCAACCUUCGGCACUCCAGCUAUUGUGGACUACAUCCCCCAUAAUGCUCUUACACCCAUAAUGCUGGCAAAGCAUCAUGGGAGGUGUAGUCCAAAACAUCUGGAGUGCCGAUGGUUGCCCUAUGCCUGCUCUAGAGUAUUCUGUUUAACCCCAUCCUUGUGUAAACAUCAUUAAAACAUACUGUUCCUUGAAUGUAAUGAUUCCACUGUGGUAUAUGUGACUGUUUAGCUUUUAUGUGAUGUUAGUCACUUCUAAGAACUUGUUUUCAUUUUUUUUAAAUAAAUGAGAAGAAAAUAAAAAAUAUUGACCAGAUUGGCAUCAAAUCUGCAGAAAACAUCAAACCUAUAUGAAGAUGUAGAUACCAACUGAAUUGUGAACAUCUUUAUUUUGCAGUUAUAAGUUCUGGAUUUCCUACGCUUUCUGGUCCUGUCUAAAAAGUUAGAUAUGACAUUACUAUAUUUUGAUAUAGAAAUGUCAUCUAGUGUAUGCAUUGUAUUUUAAUCAACUGCUCACAAGGUGCUUAGGGUGGUCUAUUUUGGCAGAAGACUUGAUUGCAAGGGGUUACGUUUUAUUUUUUGUAAGGAAGUUGUUGGUCUAGUCAAUAUAAUUCCUCUUUAUUUACCUUACCCUAUUCAGUAUUGUCUGUUUGUUUUAAUUAGUGUUUUUAGCAAAUAGACUCAUCCAAGAAUAGCGGUAUACAAAGAUUAAAAACUGAUUCCACUGAGGUUUCACUGUUUAUUUUAGUCUUCCAUCCUACUAAUACAAUAAUAUAAUCAACUUGUUUGUAUCUCACACCAGUACUAAAUACCAUUGUAUAUACUCUUUUAACCCCCUAAGGACCAAGCUUCUGGAAUAAAAGGGAAUCAUCAAUAAAAGGGGAAAGUGGUUAAAACUUACCUCUUUCCAGCGCUGGGCGGAGAGCUCUCCUCUUCUCCUCCCCGUCGGCUGAAUGCGCACGUGCGGCAAGAGCUGCGCGCGCAUUCAGCCGGUCACAUGGGAAAGCAUUCAUAAUGCUUUCCUAUGGACGCUGGUGUGCUCUCACUGUGAAAAUCACAGUGAGAAGCACGCAAGCGCCUCUAGUGUCUGUCAAUGAGACAGCCACUAGAGGAAAUAGGGGAAGGCUUAACCCAUUCAUAAACAUAGCAGUUUCUCUGAAACUGCUAUGUUUAUGAAAAAAUGGGUUAACCCUAGCUGGACCUGGCACCCAGACCACUUCAUUAAGCUGAAGUGGUCUGGGUGCCUAGAGUGGUCCUUUAAUAUUUUAAAAUGUACAAAUACAAAAAGAAAGAGUCAGACUAAAAAUAAGAAUUUACUAUUAUAAGAUUUACCCCCCUGGAGAAAAUAUACAAAAAAGAGAAAGUAUGACGGAGCAAAACAUUUAUUAAACUGUACCUUUUAUUAGAAAUACUAAAAUAGACAACUAGUAGUCAAUUUAUAUGUCAAACACCCAUUAUUAAAUAUUAUAUUGGGAAUACUAUGAAAAUCUAUAAACUAAAUAAAUGAACAUCUCAAAAGAGCUUUUGAAAAAUAGUUCUCUUUGUAGUGUAAAAUUUAAAGUGGGCACUACCAAAUUCUAAACUUCUUGCAAGGUAACAAGAAUAUGGAAUUUACUGGGAUGAAGUAGUGAAGAUCAGUUACUUUUACAAAGACAUAUAUAGUGUAUAGUACCCUCCAAUAAUUCCACACACCGGCUAACACUGAAAAUACCGUAGAAUACAAUAAAACUGACAUUGUGGAUUACCUCAAAAUCUAGGAUAGUACAAAGGUAACUUAAGCUUUCAUAUAAAGAGCAGGAACAAUGAAGUGUAAUAGUGAUGAUGGUUAGAUAAAAAGUACUUUAAUCACUACAAAUAGAAAAAUAACAUGCAUAGUAUAAUACCACAAAGACAAAAGAAGGCAAAUGAAGCCCUUAAAAGCAGUCUCAAUAUAAUGUCCACCUUUUCAUUUUGGUACUUUUAGAAAUAUGUCAGUUCCACUUUAACCUAGUAAUACUUCGAGUUCCGAUUCUUCAUACGGAAUACUGUGCUUAUAUUCUGUUUCAUGUAUGUCACUGUACGUAACUAAGGCAUAUCUGAGCAUUGCUGUUUAUGGCACACAGAUGCGCUUGAAAAAGCACCGCUGGCACAAGAGGAUCUUGAAGACAAGAGACCCACUAAUCUUCUCACUGGGCUGGAGGCGUUUCCAGACCAUCCCGCUUUAUCACAUUGAAGAUCACAAUGGGCGACACAGGCUUCUGAAAUAUACUCCAGAGCAUAUGCACUGUGGGGCCACAAUAUGGGGUGAGUCACGAAAAUCCUUAUUUAAAAGGCAAACAAUGUCUCAUUGGACUUUUUUUAAAACUUUUUUUAAUUCUUUAUUUUGGUGUGCAUGGUGAUUAGUACAUACAAGCUCUUGGUGCUCCAACAGCAAUCCUCAAGCAUUUUGUCCAGCAUUACAUUAAGAGCAGUAGGAUAAUGAGCACAUUUUUAUAUAUUAACAGAUUCACAACAGGAACAUUCCAUCAGAUUGCAUAUAGGGUCUGGUUAGUGGCCAUUUAGUCACAAGCAGUUACCGCCCUGUUGUCUAAGAUACGUAAGCAUUUUCUGGCAGCUGAAGUAAGUAGGAUGGCUCGUUUAACCGCUAUUGCCUCUGGCUUCGUAUAGUUAGGCGUGAAGUAUAUGAACAUGCAAGCAAUACAUGCCAAGCUUACUGGUAAGCUAAGGAAACUUAUAAGAGUUAAACAAGAUGAGUUUAACACUCCACUGGUUCCUAUACAUAUACAUCAGGUUUGGGAACAGUGAGGGACAACAUCUACGCAUGUUCAGUUGCCUGAGUUAACAGAGAAUAAUCAGCGGAGAGGCGAAGUGGUUUGUUAUAGGUGUCUGUCUAUACUGCCUCUAUGGAAAGUGUGAGUAAGAAUAUACAGUUAGGUGCAUGCUGGGCUGAUUAAAGAAAGGUGGAGUAUAUCUCUGGUCUGAGUGAGCAAAAAUAAGCUGUUGCAUGGCGUGCCUAACUUAACCCCUUAAGGACACGUGACAUGUCAUGAUUCCCUUUUAUUCCAGAAGUUUGGUCCUUAAGGGUUCUCGGUGGCUUGGAGGCAACACUAAAGGAUUAAAAAAAAUAAAAUAAAAGAAAGCAUCAAACAUGUGUGAAUGCACUUUAAGUCUUUCCACCCCAGAUGACCCCCAUACCAGCAAGAUGACAGUCAAUGGUUUUGUGCCAGGAGACCCGCUUGGGUAAUAUAAUAAUGGUAGAAGGACAGGAGCCCGGGAACCGCUGUGUUGGUUGUAGUGAGAGUCCCCAUAUAGUGAGCUUGCGGUUCCGUCAAGCAUUAGAACUUAUUUUAUUAGAUUUCUUUAUGGGGUUAAAGGAAAACUCCAAGAACUAUAACUAAUAGAGAUAAGGUAGAUUCUGUUAUGGGCGUCCAUUCAUUGGCAAAGAUGAAUCAGCUGGGCUCUCUCAGCUACUGAAUUAGUUAAAUGAGUAGCUGCACAAAACAAACUGACUUUUCGUAUAUCCAGCUCUGAGAACACGAUAUGCAGUGCAGGUGCCCGGUAGGACCCAAUAGCUGUCAAACCGUGCUGAAAUGGUUUGACAGGAUACACUUGGAUGGGACUAAAGUACUCCUGACUGCAUAGCCACUGCAUUGUCGUAGUUAUGAUUUUGCAGUGUUCAUUUUACAUUAAAAAGCUUAGUUACAUGUUUUUUACGUUUUAUUUUGUUUGGAAAAUGUAUAUAUUAAGAUUAGGGACAGGCAACCCUAUUGUUCUUGUUAAUUCUUAUUAUACACAUUGGCAUAGACAUAAGGUAAGAGGGCUGUUUACCUUCAAGUUGAGUCUGCCUAAAUCUUGAAAAACAAAAAAAACCCUGUGAAUUGUAGUGAGCAAUUUCUUUGGCAUUAAAAAAAAUAAAGCUUUCUUAUACCCUACAAUAAGUGGUUAAUCAAAGUGCUCGCUAAGCACCAAGGCAGUAAAGUUUCUGUGCAGUGGUUAUGGUGCUAGGAGUCCUUGUGCUGUCUUUUGGGUUUGAGUAACAGUGAUAGGAUGUGGGUGCUUGGCUGAGCUGCCUCCAUUGCUCACAACAGAUCUUCUCUGUCAAAAACUUGGACAGAUUGUAUGUAUACUACAGAAGAAAUAAGAAAAGCAUACAUGUGCAUUAUCCACAUGUUUUGUUAAAGGGACACUCCACACUCCACUGCCCCAAUUUUUUUUUUUAAAUCACUUUUUAGUAGAUAUAACUACAUGCCUGCUUUUAAUUGCAAGCGCUUCCCUUUUUCCUAAGCCCAGCCUUUCUGUGGCAACUGCUGUCUCUUGAAAUUGGCGCCACUGAGCUAAACAAACCAGGAAGUAACCGGACCAGUUGCCUGACAGCCAGGAGUUGUAACAAGGUUAAUUUAGAAGUUGCCAGUUUCUAUUGAAAUCUGCAUUUAUUAUAAAAUUAAAAAAGAAGGCACACUCUUCACACAUAAAGCACUUCGGUGCGCUUUAGUGGAUUAGGGGCCUGGAGUAUUCCUCUAAACCACUCAAAUGGAUUUAUGAAAAAGGAAGGGACUGCACCCAAAGAUCCCUUAGUCCAGGGGUAGGCAACCGUCAUCACUCCAGAUGUUGUUGUCUACAUCUCCCUUGAUCGUUUCCUAGCAUUAUGGCCACAAGAGCAUCAUGGGAGAUGUAGUCCAUAACAUCUGGAGUGCUGAAGGAUGCCUACCCCCGCAUUACACUGUAAAAAAAAACUCUAGUCUCUGGUGUUUAGAGGGUUCUUUAAACAUUUCGGUUUGAGCAAUUGGUGAUUCUCCAUGAGUUUUGCAAAACCUGCAUUAGUGCCCUUCGCACUGUGGAACACUGAUACCUUAAUGUAUAAUGAAGAGCUCAAUGUAAGUUUAAUUUCUGUUCUGCAUCGGUUCAGGAAUUGAGGCCCCCAAAAUUGCAUCUCAUUCAUUACUUUCUUGAUACAGUUAUCAGAAUCUUUGGUUUUCUACAGGUCCAAUCACUCCACAAGGAACUGGCUGCCUGGCUGUUCAGUCUGUUAGUGGCACUAAGGUGAGUUAUGUGCUGCACUAUAUGGAUCUGUAAACUUUGUUGAAAUGCUCCUAGCUUAAUUGAAAUUAUUAUUUCAAGCAUUAGGGAAAAAAAAAGUAAUUGUACAGAAAAUGUUUAAUGUAGGGAUCGACCCAUAUUAAUUUCUUUAGAGCCGAUACCGAUAAUCUGUGAACUUUCAGGCCGAUAGCCAAUAACUUACCGAUACCGAUAUUCUGUACAUUUACCAUUUUAGAAAAAAAUAAACUAUUUCUACAAAUCUACUGUUAACUGGACAUGUUUCUUUUUUUACUAAUUUUAUUGUUAUUAAGGUAAAUGCACAAAAUAUACAUGCCAGUCAGAAUGUUUUAUGUUUUCAAGAAUAUAGUGUAGUGGAUGCAGUGAGAGUAUUUAAUUAGUGAAUGCAGUGUGUGUGUUUGUGUAUUGUGUAUUGUUUGUAUAGUGGAUGCAGUGAGUGUGUUUGUGUAUUGUUUGUAUAGUGGAUGCAGUGAGUGUGUUUGUGUAUUUGUAUAGUGGAUGCAGUGAGUGUGUGUUUGUGUAGUGUGUGUAGUGAAUGCAGUGUGUUUGUGUAGUAUGUGUGUGUCUGUAUAAUGAUUACAGUGUGUGUUUGUGCAGUGUGUGUGUGUGUAAUGUAUGUAUAGUGAAUGCAGUGUGUGUAUAUAAUGGAUGCAGAGUGUGUGUUUGUGUAGUGAGUGUUUGUGUCGGUAUGUAAUGUGGCAUUUUUUUAUUUUUGUAACUUUAUUUUUUAAAUAUUUAAUUGUUUUACCUUUUGUUUUAGUCCCCCCUCCCUGUUUCUUAUUUGGCCAGGGAGGGGGGAUAUGGCAUUCACUGGGGACCCGCAGCGUUCCUGGGGGGCCCAGCACACUCUUACUACUUUUCUCAGCAGUUCCCCCGUCUAACCCUCGCAGCCUGUGUGCCGUGCGGAGCGUUGCCAUGUUAACCUGUGGCAACGCUCUGACGGCCGUGGGACUCGCAAGAGUCAGACAGGGAAGCUGAAGGGUGCUGCUAGGAAGGUAAGUAAGAGUGUGCAGGGCCCCCCAGGACCCUGAUGGCGGCCCUGGUCUGCAUUAUCGGCAAUAUCGGUAUCUUUAUUGGCCGAAACCGAUAUUGCUAAAAAAUACAGAAUAUCGUCCGAUAAUAUCGGCCAGACCAAUAAUCUGUCGAUCCCUAGUCUAAUGUAAAAUUGUUAUUUACUGUUUUGAUAUGUUAAUAAUUAAAUAGUCCAUAAAUAUAGUGCGUAUGUGUGACAUUCUGUUAUUUAUGAACUUCUUUCUUGACAAGCGAGGGGGUCACAAAUCAAACACUCCAUAUUUUGUUACAUAACAUGUGCAUUCAAAGCUUUUAAAGUUAUGUGUGACUUUGUACAUUCAUUUAAUAUAUCCAAAUCUUUAUUUUUCUAGAUAUAUUAACAUUAUGUAGCAUAUGGAUGCAGAGAUGUUAAUUUUGUGAUCUGGGGUCGUGUUUACGGCUAGGAUUUCAGAGACUUUAAAAAAAAAUUACAAAAAAAAACAAACAUUUUUGCACAGUAGGCUUUUUAGGUAUGAUAAAACUCUUAAUAAAGCUGAGAAAUCCAAAUUUAAUGCUAUACCAAUUCUUUCAAUCUAAUUACAUGUACUCUUUUAGGCAGAUUUCCGAAUAGCAGCUACAGGAGUUGUUCUAGAUCUGGACAAAUCUGUGACUGUAGUUAAAAAGUUGAAGUUAAUUGGAUAUCCCUGCAAAAUCUACAAGAAUACCUCCUUUAUCAAGGUACUGCCUGUCUUUGGUUUUAUAUAUUUUUUAAGUGCCGCUUGGUAGUAUUUUGUUAUAUCACUGACUUCAUCUCCUGCCAUUUUGUCCUUCUCAUAGGGAAUGUUUAGCACUGCCUUGGAAGUGGCAAAGUUUGAGGGAGCCUCGGUAAGGACUGUCAGUGGGGUUCGGGGCCAGAUUAAGAAGGCCUUGCGGACCCCAGAGGGUGCAUUCCGAGCCACUUUCGAGGACAAGCUACUGAUGAGUGGUGAGUCAAGAUGUCCUGAAAAGCAAGAGCUAUAACCCUGUUGUCCUAGACCACAACAGUAAUUUUUAAGCCUGUAUGACAUAAUUAUAAUAAUUGUGACCAUAACAUGCUAAGUUUAUUUUGAACAGUAAACCAAAAACAAGUACAAUUUGUAUUCUUUUUUUCUUUUUUCUUUUCAGACAUUGUUUUCCUGAGAUCCUGGUUUCCAGUUACGGUACCUACUUUUUAUAACCCAGUAACCUCUCUGCUUAAACCUGUUGGCGAAAAGGAGAACUGGACUGGCAUGAAGACGCUCGGGCAAUUAAAACACGAGCUUGGUAUCCGCCAGAAGCCACAGAAGGAUUCUCUUUAUAAGGUAUUUUUAUUUGUAUACGAAGAUUAAGUGAAAUGUUCUUUAUUGUGCAUUAAGGUGUACUGAACAAGGUCUAGGCACAGGCAGAAUAACUAUGCAUAUUGCCAUAAUCAGACUGUGAUCAAGUCUGAAUUCAGCCUGAUCUCAGUUAGUUCAUUAUCUGAUUUUAGAAAUUAAAGUAAAAUCUUUCAGUUAUGGAACGUGAAAAUGCACUUCCUUCCCCAAUGCGUUUCUCCCAGGGUUCUGCAGUCUAACAAAUACUGUAUAUUUCCUCCAUUACAAUUUAGUUUUCUUCCUUGAAAUAUGCUGGUCAGCUCGACUCGAUGUUUUUAUUUUGAUUACUUGAGAUAGUUGAUAAACGUUUAGCUAUUUUACCCACCAAGCACAGUGUAGAGCAAAGGCUUGAUAGGUUUCAUUCUAAGUACAAUAGAUGAAUCUUGCCGGCUGUCCUUAGAAGUAUAUGGUAAUUUGCAAUUUUGUUAGAGCGAAGGUUAUGUGCUGCACCAGAGACUUAUUAAAUGUGUUACUGAUCCAAGUAUACAGGGCUUUAAGUGCCGCCCUACAAUAUAACUGGUGAUUACAUUAUGUAUUUGAUGUCUACCUCUGCAAUAAUGUAAUUAGACUAACACUGCCACCUUGUGGCUACAUAGUAUAUGAUUAAUUUGUUUUCUUUUUUGAUUAAUUUACAUACGUACAAAGUUAGCAAGUAACCUCUUAUUUGAGAAAGCAAAAGAGGACAAUUAACAUAAUGUUGAUGGGAUAUUUGUUUUUGCAACACAGAGUUGUAUAUGAUAACAGUAACAAAAAGCUAUACUAAUUAAUUAUUUUCUAGAAUGGGGUGGCGGAGGCAGUUAGUUAGCUGUCAUGUUGGCUAUACUCUAGUGUAAGCUGCAAAACCUCAUCUGAGCUCUGUUUUCUGUUUCUAAAAGGGUCCCUAUUAGAGACUAAAGUUUCUCAGUAGAUUGACUUAUUAUUAAUGUUGAAGUAUUUCCACCUGGCACUUAAUAUCUACCCAUUUAUCAAUCAUGUCUCUUUAUUGGGUUAUGACUAAUAUUUUAUUUCCAUAUCUGUUCUAGCCCAUCGUACGACAAGUAAGACACUUUAACCCAAUUCACAUCCCCAAAUCGCUACAAAAAGCCUUACCGUUUAAAGCCAAGCCAAAAUUUAUGGAAAAGAAGGGGAAAGUGACCAGAGACCGUGUACGGCCAGCUGUGAUACGCGAGCCACAUGAAAGAAAGGUGAGUGCCAUCAGCUUGAAAGCACGCCAUAUGAACUUUUUUUUUAAAUAUAUAUUACUACAUUGCUUCUGUAGACUUAAAGGUUUAUUGCAGUUUUGAGCCAUAAUAAUAAUACAACUAAUAAUACUAUUUUAAAAAAAAGCCAUAUUCACUUUCCUAAUUAGUCUGCUGGAGAAGUAGUAAUGGGAUGGAGAGCUAAAAGGUCCUCAUUUUCCUGUCUGCUUCUUAAUACUCCACGUCACAUACACACUAUUUGCUCCUUCUAGUUACAAAAAAUCCCUGCACAAGCAGCACUCAUUCAAUCCAGGCACACACACACCAGCACUUAUUAAACAAUACACACUGAAUUAUUUAACACUGGUCACUUAACGCAGUUCAUACUGUAAAGGGGAUAAACAGGUUAACCAUGCAAUGGUAAAAGAACAGCAAUGUUUUCAGCUGUAGGGUUGAAAUGGGUGAUGGUGGAGGUGGUGGGGGUGUAUGGCACCCAGGCCAUUUUAUUGAGAUGAUGUGGAAUGGGUGCCUGGGUCCCUAAGUGGUUGUUAAAAAUUGAAGUUAUUCUGUCAUGAUAGUUUCACCUUAACGGGUCUUCUAUAGUACUUUAGAGUAAAGUUGCAUCUCUUUCACAGCAGAUGAUAGCAGUUAUAGGCAAAACUACAUAGUCAAUUGAAGGCAACCGGCAGAUUACACAUGCACCUCACUUGACAUUUAAAGGGAAACUAUAGUCACCAGAACCACUACAGCUUAAUGUAGUGGUUCUGGUGUCUCUAGCAUGUUCCUGCAGGCUCAGCAAUGAAGAUGUUGCCUUUUAUUGCAUGCGCAAUAGCCUCCCAAUAUUUUCCUAUGGGAAAGUAUUGGAUUGGCUGAGAUCAUUGAGAUUGGGCCAGCUGCAGACAGGCUAGUGAAGCAAUGGAGAAAAGGUAAGUUUAACACCUUUUUUAUCUCUAAACUGGGGGCCGGGGAACUAGACUGCUACUCCAGCAUUAUAGCUAAAGUGUUAAUUCAUUUAGGAACAUUGUUUUUCAUCCAUGGUGUUCUUCAUUCUGUAGAUCUCAGAACUUCUGUCAGCCUUGGGUACACUGAACAACUACAAGAAAACAAAAGCAAAGACAAAGCACAAGCAGCAACACAGGGAAUUCUUGCAGAAGAAGCAGAAGGAAGAAGAGGAGAAAUUAAAAAGACAGAAGGAAGCUAGAAAGAAGCUUUUCCGAUCAAUAGGGCAGAAAGAGAAGAAAAAGCAAAAAUCGAGUCUCAAAGGCAGCAAUGAACAAGAUUGACAGACAUACGUUUACAAACACUGCAUGCAGACAUAACGAUGGUUGCCCUCUUGCCACAUUGGUCAUGUGUACUGUAGCUUCAUACUAUAUGGUGUACUGUACAGUCUUGUAUAUUAAUAAUCAAAUAUCUUUUUAUAAUUUGAUAUAUGGGAUAUUUGUAAAUUCAGAAUCCUGAAAGUGGAAGGAUUCCUGUAUAAAUUAUCAGAGGAGAAAAAUAACUUUUAACGUGAAACGAUAUGGAAUUAUUUAGGUUAAUAGAUUGCAUAGUGAUGAUCAUAUUUAUAGGUUGAUCAAUUCGCAAAAAUAAAAGUCUUACUUGAGUGGAUAUAUCUGUUUGUUAAACUCUCCAGAUAUGUAUGUACAGCUCUUUCAUAAAAAAAUACGUACUAUCCUUAACCACAGAAUGUUUUUUUUUUUUUUCUAUAUAUUGGAUAUGUAAGUACAUACAUGAUUUAGAAAUAAAAUGAAAUUAAAUAAUAUGGAC